GUGAGAGGACUUCAUUGCGCAGGCUUAACCAUAAUGGCUUUGUGCUGUCAAAAUAUGAUAUGAUUGUUCCUGUAUUCCGUCACAAUGCGUCGCGUAUUGUUUUAGUGAUUCUAUUGACCGUUAAAUCGUGAUUAUCGUGGGCCCUCGCGGUAACCUUCGAAUCGAGAUCGAUUGAACAAGUGUACAUAAAAAAAAAAAGGGCGCGUAUUGACAGUGCAAAUCCUAGAAAGCAAACAAUGGAUCAAUACCUUGCGGAGGAGGGUAACGUGCGGAUACGACGAAAAAUCGUUGGUUUAUUGUAACGCUUUUUCCCACUCUGCGAGCUUCUUGUGGCCGAAAGCUCGGUAAAGGUGAAUCCCGGCCGCCAGCAUGGAUAAAUCGGACAAUCAAUUGAAAACCUGGAAAAAGAAAAAUAUGAAGUCGAAUGCGUCGACGGAGGUGAUGACCCAGUGCGUGCAGGUCGUCGUACGGUGUCGACCGAUGGACGAGAAGGAAACGACCCGCGGUUAUACGCGCGUGGUGGACGUGUUUCCAUCGAGGGGAGUGGUCGAGAUUCGUCAUCCACGGGACGAUCCAUCCAGCGACAAUGUGAAAGUCUUUACGUUCGACGCGGUCUACGAUUGGAAUUCCAGCCAGCUGGACUUGUACGAGGAGACGGUCAGGCCGCUGGUGUCCUCCGUUCUCGACGGUUUCAACGGCACUAUAUUCGCCUACGGGCAAACCGGCACCGGGAAAACGUACACCAUGGAGGGCACGAAGAACGACUACGAGAGACGCGGCGUGAUACCACGGUCGUUCGAGCACAUUUUCAAUCACAUAGGCAGAUCGGAGAACAUGCAGUACUUGGUGCGUGCCAGUUAUCUGGAGAUUUAUCAGGAGGAGAUCCGUGAUCUUUUGCAGCCCGAUCAGACUCUGCGGUUCGAGCUGAAGGAGAAACCGGACACGGGCGUGUUCGUCAAGGAUCUGUCCACGUCGGUGUGCAAAAGCGCCGCGGAGAUACAGCAGCUGAUGAACACGGGCAACCAGAACAGAACGAUCGGCGCGACGAACAUGAACGAGCACAGCUCAAGGUCGCACGCGAUAUUUCUGGUCACCAUAGAGAUGGGAUCUAUCGGGGACACGGGUGGAAUAAGAGUGGGUCGUUUGAACUUGGUGGAUCUGGCUGGUAGCGAAAGACAGAGUAAAACCGGUGCAUCUGGUGAGAGGCUGAAGGAAGCCAGCAAGAUCAACUUGAGCCUGUCGGCUCUGGGUAACGUGAUCUCUGCAUUGGUGGAUGGAAAGACCACUCACGUGCCGUACAGGGACUCUAAACUCACUAGGCUGUUGCAGGACUCUCUGGGUGGGAACUCCAAGACCAUUAUGGUCGCGAACAUUGGCCCAGCUAGCUACAACUACGACGAGACUUUGACGACCUUGAGGUACGCGAAUCGCGCUAAGAACAUCAAGAACAAGCCGAGAAUAAACGAGGAUCCGAAGGACGCUCUGUUGAGACAGUACCAAGAGGAGAUCGGUCGACUGAAAGAGAAGCUGGCGCAGAAAGGAACGGUGCAAAGGCGGAAGAAGAAGCCGAAGAGGAAGAAGGAGGGCGAGGUCGUGGAUUCGGAAUCCGAAACAGAGGACAGUCGCUGCGAGGAUAACAAAAUCGAAACGGAUAAGAAGCUGAUAGCGGAACAACUGAAGGCGGAGAAACAGGAGACGGAGAAUCUCGUGUUGAGAAUAAAGGAUUUGGAGAGCAAGAUGCUCUGCGGGGGCAAGAACAUCAUCGAUCACACGAACGAGCAGCAAAGAUCGUUGGAGCAGAAGGCGGCCGAGAUCGCUGAACGCAAGAAACGGGAGGUGGAGAUGCAACAGAAACUCGAGGCCGAAGAGCUGACGAUGGUGGGCGUGAAGGAAACGUACACGAACCUGCAACAAGAAGUGGACGUGAAGUCGAGGAAGCUCAGAAAAUGUUUCACCAAGUUGCAAGUCCUCAAGCAAGAACUGGAGGACGUGACCAACGAUUUCAACAGGGACAGAAGGGACCUGGAGCAAACGCAACACGAGCUGAUGAAGGAGCUCAAGUUGAAGUAUCUGAUUAUUGAGAAUUUCAUUCCCGAGGAGGAGAAGAACAAAAUACUGUCGAGAAUUCAUCUCGACGAGGAAGAAGACUGUUGGAUAGUCAAGGAUCCGGAGCCAUCCAGUACAGACUCGAUAAAGAGACCUACGUCGAUUCCUGGCUCGCGUAGACCGGUUUCCGAAUACGCGCGAAUCGCUUUGGCCAUGGGAAGAGGUUGUCGUUAUGCGGGUGAGAAUAUAUUAAAUUUGGACCUUGACAUGCCGGCGAGAACAACGCUGGACUACCAGGGGCCCGUUAUCGCGCCCACGAUUCAAGCUGUCCUCGAGGAAGCGCUGCGCGACGAGGGCGACAUCGACGUGGACGCCUCGAACGCGAAGCUCAGAUCUAAGCCACGUUUACAGUCCGCGAAGAUACGACCUAAGAGCGUUGGUAAGAUCCAACAGAUACCACCGCCCAUUUACCCAAAGACGAGGGGACUCGUGCCGAAGUAGGAAAUUUUAAUAAUUACGUUCCACUACGUCUGUAAAGAGAAUUGUAAAUAUUGUACGAACCACGGCCUGGGCCUGUAUUUGAUUAAUUUAUAUAACUCGUUGUGAUAUACGCCACCAUGGUACUCGCGUGUAUCGAUAAGUGCGACAUAGUUGGAAUCUUUAUAACUCUCUAGUCAAUGUGCACUGUGCAGCCGCGUAUUAAUAUAUUAAUUAUUUCAAUAUUGUAUCAAUAAACACACACGCAGAAUAAACGAUCAAUAAAUUUAGGUUUCUAAACCUGUUAUUAAAGGCUGGCAUCUGUGUACGUAGCUUUAAUAUUCGCUAAAAAUAAUAAAAGCACGGGAACAUAGAAUAAAACGAUUCGUUUAUGUAUGUUUUCUUUAUACAAUUAGACAUACUAUUAAUUUAAUGCUAUUGUUAAUAUUAUUAUUGGAUGCUAAGAAAUAUGUUCCUUGGUACGUUUUUAUAGUUUCUCUGAAAAAUGGAAAAACUUAAUACGCUUAAAAGUAUUUACAAAUGAAGGUUAUUCCUUUGCUCGUCCAAUACACUU
This is a messenger RNA of Colletes gigas, 3097 nucleotides long. RefSeq names its product kinesin-like protein KIF3B (gene Klp68D). The transcript has 2 exons. Gene Ontology annotation, biological process: microtubule-based movement. Bases 370 to 2547 code for a protein of 725 amino acids. Lineage: Eukaryota; Metazoa; Arthropoda; Insecta; Hymenoptera; Colletidae. Gene Ontology annotation, molecular function: microtubule motor activity; microtubule binding; ATP binding. The record is from RefSeq and is a predicted model, not a curated record.